Messenger RNA from Galeopterus variegatus (Sunda flying lemur), 2224 nucleotides. RefSeq names its product ankyrin repeat domain-containing protein SOWAHC-like. The transcript has a single exon. The annotation marks the transcript as partial. The record is from RefSeq and is a predicted model, not a curated record. NCBI's taxonomy places the organism in Eukaryota, Metazoa, Chordata, Mammalia, Dermoptera, Cynocephalidae. Gene Ontology annotation, molecular function: protein binding.
GGGCGCGGCCGGGGCGGAGGCGACUCGGACAGCGCGUCGGUGGCUUCGUCGUCCGCGGAGGAGGAGAGCAGCAGCGGGGGCUCGGUGACCCUGGACCCUCUGGAGCACGCCUGGAUGCUCUCGGCCUCCGACGGCAAGUGGGACAGCCUGGAAGGGUUGCUCACCUGUGAGCCCGGCCUGCUGGCCAAGCGGGACUUCAUCACCGGCUUCACCUGCCUGCACUGGGCCGCCAAGCACGGCAGGCAGGAGCUCCCGGCCAUGCUAGUCAACUUCGCCAGCAAGCACCAGCUGCCGGUGAACAUCAACGCCAGGACGAGCGGGGGCUACACCGCCCUGCACUUGGCAGCCAUGCACGGGCACGUGGAGGUGGUGAAGUUGCUGGUGGGGGCUUACGACGCAGACGUGGACAUCAGGGACUACAGUGGGAAAAAGGCCUCUCAGUACCUGAGUCAGAGCAUCGCGGAGGAGAUCAGGAGCCUGGUGGGAGCCCCGGACGAGGACGACGGGGAGAGCGUCGCCGGCAGCGGGGGUGGGCGCUGGAGGCUUUCAAAGGUGCUCCCGUCGCAUCUCAUCACCUACAAACUCUCUCACGUCCUGGAGGAUGGGGGGAACCACCACCACCACCACCACCACCUCCACCUCCACCUGGCUGAGGGAUGGGCCGGAAGCAAAGCCAAGGAUCCAGGUCGCAAAGCCUCGGGCGGCUCUAGUGGGCGGAUAAAACCAAGACUCAACAAAAUCCGCUUCCGUACCCAGAUCAUCCACACCACACCCUCUUUCAGGGACCCGGAGCAGCCGCUGGAGGAGGGGGAGGAGGAAGAGGAGGAGCGGUCACUUAAAGGCCACUCAUCUUCAUUCAAAUUGAGACCGAAGUCCAAUGUAUUUGGGUAAAAAUAAUUUCUUUUAGAAAGCGCUAAGGUUUAUUUGUCUUCAGGAAUAGAAUGUUAGGUUUGAUUAAAGAAGUGAGACCAGAAAAGACUGAGAGGCUAAACUAUGCAUUCUUAUUCGAGGGGUUGGAACGGGUGGGGAGGAGUUCCCUUCAGGCUUGCAUUCUGUGAGAAGUGGAUUUCUUUUUAAGGGAUUCAUCACGCAGGACCUCUGCCUCUUUUCCCCAUUGCUCCUCUCUGCCGUGGAGUCCCUGUUUGUGAGGACUACAAAUGUACCUAAAUUGGGGGAACAGAAUCGAUGACCUAGGGUUCCUUUGCUUUAUCCAUUACUGGAUGCCAUGCAAAGUAAGGAGUACUGUAAGGAGUGUCUGUUUUUAUACUUGAUCACUCUUCCAAGAACAACAAAAAAUGCAAAUUUUAAUGAAAUUGGUAUUUGUAAGUGAACAAAACUACAUGCUGCCCUGUUUUUUCACUAAUUGCAUUCACUUUUUGAGGUACUACUGAAGGUCGAGUCAGAGUUGAAAUGCAAAAGUACUAAUUAGAGAAUAAUGUGAAUAAAAAUAGGAAUCUUGUUGGUACCCUAUUUGUAAUGUAAGUUCAAUUAUUAUUUUUAAAAAGCAAUUUCAGUUUUAAUCACUGAACUAGACAGGUAGGCAACAGUCACUUUUGAGUUAAUCUGUAGUAUGGUUUUCACCUAUCUUUAACACCACUGCACUCAUUGUUAAGGUACAUACUAAACGAAUUUUUAUUUAAAGAAAAGAAUACUUUUAGCAGCCUAUGGUACUUUUAAACAAAAUAUUGCCUGUCGUUCUGAUUCUCACUAACUUACUAUUCUAAAAGUCUAAAUUUGCAGGGGUUUUUAUUCUGGGGAUCAGGUAACCAUUGGUUCUAUUUGGCAUAACUUUAUUUAAUGGUGCUUAGAGCUGAAUUACCUACAGAAACUGUUUCUAGUUUAGACAGCAAAAAUUGACAUAAAUAUUAGUGAGCCUGUGCUUCUGUGAAGUAAUUAUUAAACGAACUUAAAGAUUCUCAUGUAAGAGAGACUUUUUAUUUUUCUAGUACCUUGUGGCCUCUAGGCUUUGUACCAACCUUUUGCAGAAGUUUAAAGUGCUAAGUCCUUUUGAUUUUCCAGUGUUUCCUUGAAUAUAUUAGAUACAUAUGGUGUAGUUACUGAAAAGCUGGGUAGUAAAUCUACCCAGUUAAAAAUGGCACUUUAUAAAAAAAGAGAAGAAAGUGGUGGGACUGUUUUCUACAUUUAAAUGCUGCUGGCUAUUGAAUUUCUUUGUGUAUAAGUGAAAAAUAUCACUCACUAAAAUUAAAGACUUGUUUUAAGUGUG